CACUCAUAAUAAUACACAUUUUUACCGUGAGACUUAUCCUUGAUAUCGUUCGUUGCUUGCUACUGUGGUGCCACCAUAGGUAUUCGUCCCCUCAUCCCCUCCUAGGCUGCAUAUGGAAGCAGCGGGAAACAUCAAUGUAUUGUAUUACAACUGGAAGACCCGAAAACCUAACCUAUGUUAGAGCACAAACAUUGAGUUAGAUCUCAUUCAGCUAUACCCCAUUUCUGAACUAGUUUGACAAACUAGAAUAGCAGCUGAGAUAGCUCAAAACCCGACCUCUCACAAGCUAAGGUGUGAUCCUAUUAACUCCCACGUCCUCUAGGAUGCGAUCCUCAGAAGUUUAAGUUGCCCAUGGAUAAAAUAUUAACAAGUUCAACCAACCGGGGACAUACCUAGCUGCCUAGCCCUACAGCAAUAUCCACCAGGACCGAUCCAUGGUUACAGGAUCUGGAUAGGACAAGGGAACAUUCUAAUUCCGUCUGCACGUCGUAUCAAUGAGGCUCUCAGGUGGGACCGCUCUUUGGAAGUGAAACAAAAGUCAACAAAACAACCAAGAUAUGUACCCUGUUAUAGCCCACUAGUCUAGGAACCCAGACCGGCGGCACAGAGAUCUGAUUGCUAGCUUAUUUCCAAAUCAUGCACUUCCCUUUGCUUUCUGACCCAUCAUGGCGAGCGAACGACCCGACAUACUGGUAGCUAUCGAUCUAGGAACGACUUAUACAGGUGUCGCUUGGGCUAGACCGCAACGCAACCAGGCCUUGCAAAGUCCCAUCCAGAUCAUACACAACUGGCCAGGCAGCUCCACCAAGAACGAGCAGAAAGUCCAGACUUGUCUCGUAUACAACGACGAUGGCAGCUUGUCGUCAUGGGGCUACCUCUGCGAGGACGAGGACCUUCUAGAGAGGAAGAAGCAGGAGUUCUUCAAGAUCUUCCUCGACAGGAAGACGUUGGAGGACGCGCACCGCCAGGCUAUUGGUCAGGCCCCGACGUCCGUCCGCGAUGCGCAGAAGUUGACCUCGGAUUAUAUGCGCGAGGUCUAUGCGCAUGUCAAAUCGACGGUUGAGCUGCACACGGGCAUCAGCCAUGUCGGCUGGCAGGAGUUAGUCGUCGAGUUCAUCUUCAGCGUGCCGACUACCUGGAGAAGCCAGGAGAUCAUUAACAUGUUCAAGGAAUGUAUCGCAAGUGCUGGGUUUGGUCGGGAGGGCCGGUACCACACCGCCACUGUCGAGUUGACGGAGUCGGAGGCGGCGGCCGUUGGGACGAUCAAGAAUUCGACCAUAGCUUUCCAGGCAGGCGAUAUUUUCUUAUCCGUCGAUGCCGGGGGCGGGACAACGGACCUUGCUUUGAUGCAGGUUAUUGAGGCGCGGGAACCGUUUCCGGCUUUAUCUCAGAUGAACCAGGUUGAUGGUAUCGGGAUAGGGUCGACGUUGAUUGACCAGGCAUUCACGUCGAUGAUCAACAGCCGCCUUAGUAAAUUUCCCGAUUUGUUGCCACAUCUUCCGCCUGAUUGUGCCGAGAGACUCGUCAAGAGCGAGAGAUAUCGGACGACGAAGCAUAAGUUCGGAGAACGAGUUUAUCAAUCGACUUGUUAUAAGCUGACGUUAGACGGCGUUCCGUUUAAUCUAAGUCAUAGCCAAGCGCGCAUCGAGAAUGGAAGGAUAGUGAUCUCAUGGGAGGAGAUGCAAUCCCUCUUCGACCCGCAUGUCGAAAAUAUUACCAAGAAGAUCCACGAACAGCUCGACUGGAUGCAGGCCAACGGCGUGAACAGGCCGAUAAGCUACAUGAUCCUAUCCGGCGGACUCGGGAGUUCGAAAUACGUGCGCGACCGCAUCCAGCACGAGAUGAUGACCAGCCUGCACCCAUACGCGCCCCAAGUCAAGGUACUCCAAGCCCCCGACCCGCAACUAGUCGUAGUCAAGGGCCUCCUGUUAGACCGGCUGCAGAAGCUAGACUCGGGGCUCGCUCCGGUCAUAAUAAGCAGGGUAGCGCGAGCGAGCUACGGUAUCGUGUGCAAGACGAAGUACAACCCGGCGAUACACCUCGACGAGGAGAUCAAGACGGAUUCGUAUGAUGGGGAGCAAUAUGCCAUGAGCCAGAUCGAUUGGAUUAUUAGGAAGGGUGACCCCGUAAGCUCAAGCGCCCCUAUCACCACGACAUACACGAAGAAGGUCGACCCGAAGGACCCGAAUCGCACGUGGGAGUCUGUCGUCAUGAUAUCGGAUCUCGAGCCUCACUUGUUGCCGCAUAGUAUGAGUCAAAAAGGCGCGAAACAACUCUGCGUAGUGAAAAGCGACCUCACAGGCGUAGGCCACAGCGACAUGAUCAUGAAGCGCAAGUCGAAGCGGUUUAUCUUCCAGGGCAAGAAAUUCUACCUCUGUACUUUCGAGGUCAGGGCUAUCGUCGCGCCCGCGGAGCUGAGGUUCGAGUUGUGGUUUUCGGGCCAGAAGUUCUCGGGGAAUCAUGAGCCUAUUAGGAUCGCUUGGGAUGCUGAGGGAGCGAAGGUCGGUGGGGUGUGAUGGUCGAUGCAGUACCUUGGUUUGGUAUUGUUGUCUAGGUUAGUAUUGGCGAUCUAUGAUUUGGUCGUGCGGAUUUAGGUAUGUCGGUGGCACGUAUGGUUCGAAGGACGACUACCCUGCUUAGACCUUAUGAUGCAGCAGAGUUUGACCGGUUGAUCGUCCGAAGUGAUGCUUACGUGCGGGGAAGUAGAUGCCAUCUCGAAAUUGGAUAAGAUGGGCUGGUGGAAUAUGGAUAUCUCGGCGCUUCUAGUUUAGGUAGGUAUAUAGGAUAACAUUCCCCAUAAGUGAUUGAACGAAGAUUGAAAGGCAACUAGAGUAUUACUAGUGCCAAAGAGAA
Messenger RNA from Annulohypoxylon maeteangense, 2853 nucleotides. RefSeq lists its product as uncharacterized. The record is from RefSeq and is a predicted model, not a curated record. Bases 666 to 2516 code for a protein of 616 amino acids. NCBI's taxonomy places the organism in Eukaryota, Fungi, Ascomycota, Sordariomycetes, Xylariales, Hypoxylaceae. The transcript has 6 exons.